UACAGCUGAAAGUGAAUGAAAUAUGACACGCCAUUAAAGUUACACUAAAACAUUUGACAAAGUACUUGGCGGCACUAACGAGCUUUUACUGUCUGAUUUUAUUUUGGAAAGUUCUGGUAUUUGAGAGAGAGAAGGACUUUGGAUGCCUGAGACCAUCCAUGAUUCCCAUGAUUAGCAUUGAAUUACAGUAAGUUUGCAUCUAGUCUUUCAUAGUAUUCUAACAUCCACUUUUAUUUGAAGAAAUCAAUAUCUGUUUUAAAAAAAAGAAUUUAUUAUGAUGGACCGAUAAUAACGGUAUCUCCUUUUUUUAAUAUAUUUAAAGGAUUGCAGGUUUUGUAAAAGAUUACCAAUAAUUGUACUAGAAUCAGUGUAACGCAAGGACUAACUGUCACAAUUCAAUUUUCUUUUGAGGAUACCUUCUCAUUGUAAAAAUCAACAUAAAAGAGAAAUGAAGAAAAUUAGUGGAGCCUUCAUGGGAAACCACCCUCAAGGCAAUGACAUAUACCCAAAGACAGCGAAAAGUGUGAACAAACGAAACGGCAAAAGAGAAGAAGAAGAAGAAAGAGAGCUGAAGGGAAGCGAAUACUAAGAAACUAUUAGCAACCCAACCACCCACACGAAUAUAUGACAGGAAAGCUCUCACAGGCAGCAGACUACCACCACGAUGGAAACAGCAGCGGCAAGCAGCAACACAAUGACAGCACAACGCGGCUAGAAUGCGAACACGAAUACACAACAAACAGCAAAGCAUAACAAACCGUAAAGCAUCCUGCGAAGACACGGCGACACGAAGCGAUGAGUACGCAAGAGCAAAAACACAGCGGUGGGUCGUACGAAUGCGGGUGGCUGGCGCUUAAGAUGGCGAGGAGGCAGCGCGGUGGCGCGACGAUAAAUACUUGUACGCGACGAUGCUACAACACUCGGGCAUAAAGCAAACUUCGAUUUAUGACCAACACAUUGGAAAAAUUAUGCGCGCGAGAGCAAAUGAGCGUACGCGUACAACCAAGCGUAGCGCAACGCCAUGAAGGACGGUGACGGCGCUAUGGAGUAUACCAUACAUAGACAAGGCAAUGAAUUGCGCGCACAUAUAGCACCGCGCGGGGGGCGCUGAUGCGGAGGGUCCUGACAACGUCAAGGAGUACAGCGCGACAGCACCCCGGACACAUAAACACACACACACCGACGGGCGCGCGUGCGACAGCGCGUUUGUUUGUAUGACAACUGAGCGGCGCGUUGUUGUAUUUUCUAUUUUGGGGGAGCACAACGGCGCUGAAGGACGAUGAGGCAGGAAGUGGGCGGCAGGCUGGCACAGCAGCGCGAGAGCAACGCGUCGCGCGGCUAGAGAGGCAAACAGGCGAUAAACUUUCGCACUGACAGCAACUUUCAGGCAACAUAAAUAGCAGAAAAAAAAACGUUUUUCAUUCCGACGACUGCAAAACGGCGAAUGACACGAAAUACCGAAAGAAAAAAUUUCCCAGCCACACAGUUGCAAUAUAGCGACGACUUUAAUAGCAGAUUUAUUGAUGUGUGGCCAAGGAAAAAAAUAUAUAAAGCGAAAUUACUGGAAAAAGUGUGAAUUUACAAUUGGUGAUAAAUAAAAUAUGAAAUUUAUAGCAUUAUUAAAGAAAGAAAGCGUUUGAAACGCGCCUGUGUGUACGAGUGUGUUGAUGAUAUUGCAAAUAAUUCGUGGUGGCUAAGAAGACGAGUGCUUUCGCGAACAAAGGACAUAACAGCCAGCAGGCGCAGCGACAGUAGUAGAGCGGUGGAGUGAAAAUUUUUUCUUUCAAGUGCCAGGCAACGCGUGAAAGUAGACAGAAAUUUAAUUUCGUUAACGAAAAUGCGUGAAAAAUAUACACGCGAACGCGCGGUGUAACGGGAAAAAGUAACGAAAACCUUGGCACAGCCGUUCCGUGCAGCUCGUGAGCUAGCGCGGCGGGGAGGCGCUACGGUGCCGCGACAGCCGUGUUGGUAUUAGAACAUUUUGGCUGCUGCGCGAAUUUAUGGGCGUUGUUGGAGGUGAAAAAUGACGCGACGCGUACGCGUAGAGACACGCAGUGCUAUGCAAACGAAUCAAAUAAAAUAAAAUUAAAGAUUUUUAAUAGUAAAAAGGUAAUUCUGCAAGUGAAAAUUCGAUAUCAAACGCGAAAAACGCGAAAGCUGAAAACGGAAGUGAAGGCGGCGCACACACAUUGCGAACGAUACGCACGCAGCGCACAGUGUUGGCCAUAAAUACAACAGCAACAAUAACGGUAAUACAACGACAAACAACACUAUCGGACAAACACCGUCAACACAAAUAGCAGCACCAUUUAGGGAGUGUUCGCUAUAGCCAGAGCUUAGAGACGCAGACACAGGCAAACAGCCAACAUAGCAUAGACAUAGGCGCAAAUUAGCGGCGCAAGAGACAAGGCAAAUAAGAAAGAAAAAAAAAGAAAUCUGGCACUGCUGCGUCGCAUAAGGACGAGGCGCUUACGCUCAACUCCAUUAUACAAAGCAAAAGUGUUCGUACGCUGCCGCGACGCGACGCGCAUACAGCGAACGCGUCGCAACACGCGGAUCGAAGCGGCGCGGGUGUAGAUAGUUAUUAUAUAUAUGUAUAUAUGUACGCGCACAAAGCGCAGAGGUAAAACAACGACGGACACAGUGGAAUAAUGCGAAAAAAUUGCUGAUACUGAAUCACAAUCGAAAUCAGAAAGCUAAAGCUGAAAUUGACGACGCGCAGCGUCAGCUGUGUGUGUAAGAGGCAUGAGCGGCAAUGCCAAUUGGCGUAUGAAAGCGCUUUUGUAUUGUGUGUUGCGGAGAGCGACGUGCGCGCUUAGGCGCUAGUGUGUGAGAGUGUGUGUUGGUAUGUUGUGAGACGCAGCAUAAUAGAUGAAAGCGAAGCAAAAUCAAAUGUAAUGAAAACAAAAAUACCAAAGUGUAUGAAAAAGUGAAAGAAAAAAGAAAAUCAGAAAAUCACGAAAAAGUUGAAAGCACAGCGCAAAGAAAGAAAACUACAAAAGUGCUGAAGGAAGUGUGCGCGCGGUUGUGUGCGUGCGAAAAUAGAAUGGUGUUGGUGUAUAGUGUGGUGCAAAGCGCUAGUGGUGAGAGAAAUAAUAAGUAGAGGAAAAUUAACUUCCUGCGUGUGAAGGAUACGCCACACUACUACGAAACUUCAGCGCUAGUCGGUUUUUAUACGCGCGGUGGAAAGUUAAGGCAGCGCGGCUCUCGAAAUUACGAAAAAUGCAAAAAUUGUGCUAAACUAUAGUAAACGCUUUGAUUGUGGCCAAAGCGCGCGGUGAAACAUAAGAGCGCCUAACAAAAUAUAUCAAAAAAAAAUAUCGAAUCAAGCGCGUGUAUAAAAUGCCAUUCAAGCACGCUAUACAGUUGUUUUAACACAAAAAGUGUGCUCGUUCAAAUUUAAAAAUAUAAUUUUUAAGUGCAAAUUGUAAGGCAACGCCACGCGCGCCUCACAUAGUGGCGUGAAAUUUUUAUACACAAAUUGUUUUUCAUAAAACGCCAAAGUGACGCGGACAAAGCGAAAAGCGUUGCCGAAAGCAACAAAGCCGGCGAAAGCGCAGCUGGUCACACAUGCGGCGACACUACGUAGCGCAACGCAACGCGCUGCUGAUGCUGCCACCAACGAAGUGUCCAAAUCGAACGCGACGACAGACUUCAGUGCGUUCGACUUCAAUGACAGCUCCGACAAUUCCGAUAUACAGGCGCGCCCGCCAUCAUACCUCAAUCGCGCGAAUCUGCAUAAUAAUAUAAGCAGUGGGGGUGGCGGCGGCGGCAACAAUACCAGCAACAAUACCAGCAACAGUAUUAACAGCUGUAACAGUAACAACAACAACAGUAGAUUAAAUAGUAGUAAUCAUUUAGUGAACAGCAACAACAGCAAUAAUGCGAGUUGCCGGGAAGCGGAAACAGCAAGUAAUGCGGGAGCGCGCAGUGGGCGCGGUGAAAUGCAUGCAGUCAACGGCGACGCGAUGGAGCAGGACGAGGAGGAAGAGGAGCAUGACGCUGCUGGUGAUGGUGGCGACGACGUUGAUGAGGAUGAUGACGACGAUGAAGAAGAAGAAAUCAAUGAGGCUGAAAACACAGGACGGCGUGAACAACGAACACGCACGAAAGCGGAGGAGGAAGGCGGCGGUCGCGACGAUGACGACGAGGAUGAUGAUGAAGAGGAGGAUGAGGGGGAUGAUGACGCUCAUAAUGCAGCGUUCAAUGUCACAGCGCGACAAUUGCGAGCUGUCACAGAUGCAUUGGCUAGUGUGACCGCUGACAAUGACAGGUUUCUCGAAACGCCGAACGCGUCCAAUGCAGCCGCGGAUGUGAGCUCUGGUGCGCCAGUUAAUACAUGCAAUAUUAGUAAUGGCAAAGAUGGUGCUGACAAUAAUGCCACCAACAAUAACAACAACAGUAGUAGCAACCACAGCCAAAGCAAUCUGGCGCACCAAACUAACAAUAAUAACAACAACACCAACAAUGAUGACAAUAGCAACGCCAGCAGUGAAGAUGACGAAGGCGACGAGGACGAUGAUGACGACGAUAUGGUCUGUCAUGGCAUGCGCGCACUCGAUGGCAUGGGUGUGGGUGACGCACAUCGCGCGGCAGUUAAUGCUAACAACAGCAGCAACAAUAACAACAGUCAUCACAAUAGCAACAGCGCUGCGGAUGCAUUGCUUAUGGCCGCGAUUGCCAGCGCAAAUACCAAUGGCACAAACAGCAAUGGUGGCGGCGCUGCGGGCGGUCUCGGCAAUGCGCUGUCGACAAGUGCCAUUACAGAGUCGCACAACCAAUGCGCGACGCAGCAAAGUGGUGCCACCGGCGUUAGUGCACUUUUCGAUAGCGCUUUAGGCGUGAGCAGCGGCAACAAUUGCAAUGAACUGGCACGCAGCAGUAGCGCUAGCUUGAGCAAUAAUAGUUCGUCUACCGCCGCGCUGGGCGGUGGUGGUGGCGGUGGCAGCGUUAUCGGUGCGGGUGAUGCGAAUAGCAUCGGUAUUGGUGGCAGCGGUGGUGGCGGCGGCGGUAAUGGUAGCCUUUGUGGUGGUGUUAGUGGCAGUGGUGGCAAUGGUAUCACGGCUGGCAUUGGUGGUGAGAGCAUGUGCGGCGGUGCGCCUAGCGAGGCAGGCAGCGCGGCUGGCACAACGGGUUCGGGCCACAGUGAGCGUAAAAAGUAUCGCCAUCAAAAUUAUAGUAAAAAUAUUUAUAUCGGCACCAAGAAUGCGGAAAAGUGGGAGCACACACGUACGCGUCUGCAGUUCAAAAACGAUGUGGAGUUCGUAACGUACUUGUUGAAUUUCGCCGACAAUGAUACGGAGCGUCUGGCGAACUUACCGCCACCCUCAGCGCCCACAACACCCACAAAGAGUUUCGCCAACAACUUCAAACUAGAGCCCAAUCUCAGCGUGAAGGAGUUCAGCAAAAGUCAAACUGAGAAUAGCAGCGAGGCACCAACACCAGCGCCGACACGCAGGAAAUACAAAAAGCGCGUACAAUUCAGUGACGCGCUCAAUGGCUUCCCGAAAAUAAAAGACUUUUCGAAUUUCUCCGCCAAAGCGAAGAAACACGAUCAAAAGAUGAAGAAUGCCGCAAAUGCGAGCGGUGCAGCCACUGAUACCUUGCCUGAAGUGUUGGAUUGUCGCAUAGCGGAGAAGAUCAAGAGCGAACUGGAAGAGAAGGGCGCCACAAAAGCGUCAGCGCAUCAAAAUGCAUUGUGUCUGAAGAAAGCAGGUGAGGCGGGAGAUGAACUCGAAACGCAACAUCACAGCGACGAAGAUGAUGAUGAGGACGCUGAAGCAGAGACUGCUGGCGCUGACCCCACCAGCGCAGCUGCACUUGCUGCUGCUGUCAGUGUAGCAGCAGCGGCUAUCGGCGAUGUGGUCGAUGCGAAUAGCGGCGCUGGUGUAGGAGCUACGGCAACACCCACACUGAAUGCACCAACUGCGAUGGCCACAACCAGCAACAUCCGGGCGAAGCCGAAAGGCAAACGUGGUCCCAAACCCGCAGCGACACCGCUGCCAGUGAAUAAUGCAUUCAGCAGUUUGGGCACCAGUCUUGCGGAUGAUGAUGAAGAUGAGCUCGACGGCGACACCGAUGGGGACGAUGAGGAUGAGGAAAUGGACGAGGAAGCACUGGCGCGUGAAAUGAAGAACGAACAGAAUUUCGUUGAAGAGGAGGACGAACACGACAUUGCCUUUCGUUCGCAGCAAUCGUGUCGCGAAUGCUCCAUCACGCACGACUAUAAAAUCUGUCCACUACGCACAGCAAUUGGUAUCAUUACCGAUGCCGUGGAUUUGUCCGAGUGGAUAGAACGUAAGAAUUUGGAAGCUUUGGCUAAAUUAAAACACGAUGCGCAACGGCAGGCGAAACAAGAUCACGAUCCCGAUGACGAGGAUAUGGAUGAGACGUCACAAAUGUCUGAGCUCGAAACGAAACCGCUGAUAACAUUCGCCGAAGCUUCGGUGCCAGCCGAAUUCGAGCUGCAUAAUGUCGAACCGAAUGUGACGGGAGUUUUCGCGCGUACCGAGGUGCGUUCAUAUACGAAGUUGGGACCGCUUAUUGGUCAACCGGUACAGAGCAGUGAUGUGCGCGAAGGCAGCGACAUGAAAUGGAUAUUCGAAAUUUGCGAAGCGGGCGCGGAGCUGUCACAACUGUUGUCUUGCGACAAUCCGAACACUUCCAAUUGGUUGCGCUACAUACGACCGGCGCCCAGCUACGAGGAGCGCAAUGUGAAUUUGGUCUCGAUAGAACGGCAAGCGUUCUUCGUCACCUGUCGCGAUGUGAAGAACGGCAUGGAACUGCUCUACUGGAGCGACGACUGCAAUACGAUGUGGCGCAAGAAACACACGGAGAAGACGAAUUGUGGCGGCUGCAAUUUACGCUUCGACCAUCCGCUCUACUAUCGCACGCAUUGCUCGAUUUUCCACGAUCCCUCGAUGAGUCUCACCAUACGCAAGUACCACUGCAAGGUGUGCGGCGAAGCGGUGCUCGGCAAGGACAACAUCAUGAAGCAUGCGGCCGAGAAGCACGAAGGCAAAGGCGCCUACCAAUGCCAGUUUUGCAACAAGUUCUUCCUGCGACUCAACUACUUGGAAAUGCAUCGCACCUACGGCUGUGCGGCCAAUCCGAAUCGUGCGCGACCACUUUGCGAUUUCUGCGGUCGUAAAUUUUGCCAACCGCAAAAGCUCAAGGCUCACAUCAAGCGCAUGCACAGUGAUAUGGCUGAAGUUUUACGAGAUUUUCAGUGUAAAUUAUGUUCAAAACUUCUAGGAUCACGUGCCGCGCUGCAGCGUCACUCCAAGGAGGUGCACAGUCGCAACUCGACGGUGGUCAGUUGUCCGCGAUGUCAGAAGCUCUUCCAGAAUCGCAGUAAUUUGAAAAUACAUAUGCUCACACAUUCCGGCGUACGGCCAUUCAAAUGUUCGGAACCCGAAUGCAAUGCCGCUUUCACUACGAAGCAAUGUCUUCAGUUCCAUUACAAGAAGGUGCACAACUAUACACAGGAGCAAAUGCCUCGGAUUGAGCGUAGUGUCGCAUAUACCUUUGAUGCUUAUUCCGGUGGCAUGAAAGUGGACUUUUUGGAACAAGCGCCGCGCCGUCGUCGCAAGAGUUUGGAGGAUCAAAACUCGCGACUGAGCUCGAGCAUACAAAGCGACACCGAGUUCUCGGACGACAAUAUCUUCGAAGCCAUCAAGAAAUCGGGCAAAUCAAUCAAAGAUCUGUGCCGCAAUGAACCAAAUCUCUCAUUACUCUCAUCCAAGAUCUCCAGCAUAUUCGGCGAAAAGGUUGUCGGCAGCCGGAAACGUAAGAAAAAGAAAGAACCAUCAACACCAAGUAUGAAUCUCAUGGGUGCUGUUGCUGGCGGCGCUGGUGUCGGCGUCGGUGUUGGCAACGCCACGGAGGAGGAUGAUGAGGACGAGCAUAUGGAGCAGGUGCGUCGCAAGCAAGCCAAUGCACAAUUGAGUCUCGUCGAAUCCUUCUUGACCACGACAGCGCAGCGACUGACCGCACAACAACAAGUCCAACAGGUGGUCGCCGCCGCUGCCGCUGUAUCGGCGAUGGCCGGUGCUGGUGCGGCAGCAGUAGCAGAAGAUCCUACCAAAAUGCAUAUGAUGACCGGACUGAAUAGUCAGCACCACGCGAUGGCGAUGAGUGGACAUGCAGUGGCGGGUAUGCUGAACGAUGACGAUGACGAAGAGGACGACGAGGAUGAUAAUGGCACGGAUGAUGUGCACGAUGGCGGACAUGGUGAGACGCAUGACGACAAUAACGGUUACCGCCAUCACGCGGGGAUGAAUGCUUUGGGACAGAAUUUGGUUGUGAGUAAAGGCAGCAAGAAAUGGAUUAGUGGCGAUGAUCGGCAUCUCUCGCGCGACUGUGUUAACACGGUGGACCGCUGUGGCAUGGGUGGUGGCGGUGGUGUUGGUGUUGGUGUUGGUGGCGGUGUAGACACUGAUGCAGCAGUCGCUGCAGCUAUGGGUGGCGCUGCAGCUGUGGCGGCUGCCUGUAGUAUGGCCGGUAAUGGUGGCGGUGUUGGCGUCGGUGUGGGCAAUGAUAUGGGUAUGCCACCGUUUGCGGUGCCACCCAGCUCAGUAGACGAUGCGAACAAAUUGAUUGGUCACAAUCGUGACUUCUUAGCGCGUCUGAUGAAUUCCGCUAAUGCGAGUCAUGCGCAUCACAAUAAUCGCGGUGAGGAGGAUGAGAACUCAUCUUUCCUCGAUGUGGUCGAAUCCAAUAAUAAUAACCAGAACCAAUUAGCGCAAUACCAUCACAAUAGCGGCGGCGGUGGUGGUGGCGGUGUGGUUGGUAAUGUUGGCGCUGGCGGACAUGUGGUCAACACGGGCAAUGGCAAUACAAAUAAUAUGGUGGGCGCCGGUGCGAACAACACACCGGGACACCAAGCGGAGGAGGCACAGUUGCAAAUGAACUCGUUGGCGCAUUCACAAUCGUUUAUGAGUUCGUUUUACAACAAUGCAAAUGCAAGACUGAGCGGCGCUGGGGGCGCCUCAACAUCGGCGAGCAUGCUGGUUGAGGCGGCUUUGAAUUCCGUGGGCAACAUGAUCGAUUCGGAGAAUAGUGACAUGAAGGUACCAAAUGACUCGAACAUUAACACCGACAGUCCGAUGAGCGCGCAUCAUGUGGACAACGAAACGAAUCGUUUCAACACAGACACUGCCGCCAAUCACCACUCCAUAAACAGUAUUGACAACCUCGAGAAUGAGCUGAAGAUGAUGAAGAAUCUCAGUAGCUUCCCCAUGCAAAUUCCACCACUGCCAAUGUUCCCGAACUCAGGCAACGCUAUGACCUCCUGCAACAUAUCGCCAAAUGCUUCGACACCGACAAAUCCUCAGAGCAACCAGAAUAAUAACGACGUCGAUGUGGAUGCCAGCUCCACGCCACGCCCACAGCAUUUGGGUGGCGGCGCUACAGAUUCCGACGGUUUCGCCUCGGUACAUCAUCGCACACCGCCCACGCCGCAACCCAUCUCGCCUGGCCGCGAUUAUGGCAUGUUCAGCAAUGCGAAUGCUACGGGUGCUAACGGCACACCCGGCGGUCCCGGCACCGCUGGCAGUAAUAGCAGCGGUAAUAGCGCCAGUGGCAACAGCAACAAUAACAUAUCAGCUUCCUCACCUUUGCCCACAAUGCAGGGGCAUAGACGCAAUGCAUCUAGUGUCGGCAGCGCAUAUCCGGAGCAUGAGCUCAUAUCGCCCGCAUCGUCGCCGUCUAUACCACGCUACAAUUUCAAUGGCGAAAUGAUGCGACAUAAGCGCGCCGAACAUGAGAAUGAAAGACGGCAGGCGAUCGGACAUAAUCCACAUUUGUCUAGUGAUGAUGAGAACAGUAUUAUGCCACAAAAUAGCUCCGGGCAAGAUAUGCGUAUGAAGUUCUCGCAAUCGCAAAUGGAUCUCAUGUACACGAAGUACGAGAGUAUGGCUGCCAAUGCGGCGAAUCUCAAGUACAACAGCCAAGAGCUCGACUCGCCCGCAGAAUAUCGCAGCGCGAAUAGUAAUACCGCAACUGCGCCCACCGCCAACGAUCUGUCGGACUUGCAAGGACUCGACAUGUCACGGUCCAGUGUCAGCGCUUCGAACUAUCAUCACAACUUCCAGUUGCCGGGCAGCGCCAGCACCAAUAUACCUGGUAUCGGACGUUAUCAUCAUCACAUCUACGAUAUACUCUCCGAACGUGAACAGCAAACGCAACAAGCACAGACACAGCAGCAACAACAUCACAGUUCAGCUGUGGCGGCCGCCGCUGCUGUCGCUGCACAACAUCAACAACAGCAGGAACAUUCCAGCCAAUUGGCUAUGCAACAACACCAAUCGGCCAUGCACAAUAUGCUACCCGAUCAACUGGGCGAACAAGAUCAUGAUCAAACCACUUCGGUAGAUUUGAGUCGCACCGCUAAUUAUGUGGUGCCAUCACCACCACAACUGCCAUACAAUCAUCCACAUCACGAUAUGCUGCGCAUGGCUUCCCUCGACUUAACGCCGAAUACCAACAUGUCCGUCGGCAAUAAUCGCUCGUUCCUCUCCUCGCAAAUGCAACACCAAAGCCGUGAGAGUUUGGAGCAUCAUCGCCUACUGUCUACCGUGGAACAGCAUCGCAUAUUGGCCGCAUCCAAUGUUGCUGCUGAUCAGCAUCGUUUACUAGUCGAUCCCACCGCUCAUCUGCUGAUGGAGCAAAACAACCGGCUCUUGGGCACAGAUCAGUCACGUCUGCUCGGCGAGUCGGCGCAAAAUCGGCAUAUGGCGCGUAGUUUUGGCGCUUACCAUCAGGUCGCAUCAGGCAAUUAUCAUCCGGGUGUGCGUCCACCAGUACUGCCAUCGGCUAAUCAUCAUGCUUCCAAUCCAUCAAACUAUCAUCCCUUCCCGGCUUAUUAUUAAAAGUGAGCGGACUGUGAAAAUGGUUGGUUGAUUGCUAUGUAGAGGUAUGAGCAGGUGAAUGGUGCUUUCAGUGAAUAAAAACAUUUAGUAGAGACUUGAGGACGGACUUGCAAUAUUUCAGUUGUCGACUUAUGUAUGACCGCCAUCAUGGAAAAGUGAUUAGAAAUCGGUUUCUGACCAAAAUUGAAUACAAACUAAGUUCAAACCUCUGAGAGUAUUUCUAUCAUGACAGUUACUACCAAAUCCUUUGUAGGUAUUAUUGCCUUCAUUAUCCAAUCAUCUGAGUCAUCCAAAACCUUCGAUUCGUCUUAUUCUGUUGUGUUCUGCGUGGAGGAAGUUUCGAAAGGAAAUAAGGUCACUGCGUGAGUCUCCUUCGGAAUUAACUGAACUGGUUAGAAUAAAGAUUUAAUUCCUUCCUGCUUCGGAGUUCCUCUCUGUGAUUACGAUAAGAUCAUAUGCAGUAAAAAAUCGCAAAGAAUAUAUGGAUCUGUUUCUGGAUCUGGAACCAUUAAAUAUCUUAUUGCUUGAUGGAAGUUACUUUUUGCAUUUCCAAGGGCUCUUUGUAUGGUAGAAUGAAGCUUAGCAACGGAAUGUUUAAUUUCCGUAGUAUUUCUAGAACCCGGCACAAUAUUUUACUUAGAUGGUUAAAGCACAACAAGAAAGGAUAUGAUAUUGGUUUCGCCGCUUGUUGGCCUACUAAACUUAAGAGUAGAUCGUCGUGAAGUCUUUGUAUAGUAGUUUUAGAAAGGUAUCUUAUAUAUGUAUAGGAUACCUUAAUUAAUGAAACUCCCGAUGAGUUUAUAGGUAACUUUGGAGAGCUCGCAAAUAAUUCUUUGAAAAAGUUGUAGGUACUUAAGACACACUUAUUUAAUUAAGAAUAUUGAUGUAAAAAUAUUAUUGUAUGGGUAUAUGUAGACAGAAUUAUGUGUAAGUGAUUAAAAUACUUCCAUACAUAAUUUUCUACAUAAUUUUCCUUUCUUUUUUUAUAAUUUGUUCCUUUAUAUUACACAUUACGAGCGAAAAUAGAAAAUUGCGGUGCUUUUGGAAAAUUUGAAUAUCUCGCGGAAACAAUUUUUUAUCGCCCAUUUCAUCAACUAAGUUGCUUAGUAAUUCCUAGGCCUACUUCAGUUACGUUUAACUGCUUUUAGGAGUCAUAAAAUUUUCGCAAAUUUUUGAGCUUAGUUUCUAGGGUUGAUUGGUAAUAUUUCUGAUGUAGAGAAAUUAUUGUGGUUUUCUAUGCGUCAAACUCUCAAUUCUUUAUAGUAAAAUAUCUGGAAAAACUUCAAGUUAUCCUACUGAUAAAUCGACUUCGAAAGUUUUUCAAAAUUAAAAGCAUACCUUUAGGAUGAGUAGUUAAAAAAUGGAAUUAUGUAAGUUAAUGAGCACUUUGUUUUCCGUAGAAAUUCUUGUGAAACUAGAAGCAUACAAUAUCAGAAAAAUCACUACAUUUAUUAAAAUAACUGUUCAUUAAUGUAAUUAAUUACCACUUAAUGGCUUGAAGUAUAUGUAUAUUUUCAAAAAUAAGUAUUUAUUUAAUAUUUGAUUUAUCUACUGUAUAGUUAUGUAUUAAUGUACUAUUUAUAUAUGUAUGUCCUAAAAUGUCUAUAAUCAACUAAUAAAUGUGUUUGUUCCUUUCCCUUUGUGGUAUUAUAAUUAGAACUCUACUAUAUAUAAUGAAUUGCAAAGUAAAAAAAUUACACAUUUUAGUUUAUGUAAUAAAAAAAUAUAAAUAAUAAAUAUUUAAAAAAUAAUUAAAUAAUUAUAAAAAAUACUAUGUGCCAAUAUUUAAAUAAAAAAUAUUAAAUUAAAGAAAAUAUGUUUUUAGCAAAGUAAGCUUAGCUGUAAAAUUAAAAAAAAAAAUAAAUAAAUAUAUAAAUAAACUUUGUAUUAUAUAUACACAAUAAAUAUAAAAAAAUAUAUAUAUAAAUAUAAUUGUAACCAUAAAAAAAUAAAAAAAAAAAAUUUUGCAAAUAAAAAAAUCUUAGAAGAGACCCAAACGCCACACCCUAAACUACUCCACAGACAUGAUCAAAUGUAUUUUAUAUUGAAAAAACUUGUAAUACAUAACCACAAAAAUUUAAAUAACAUAAAAUAAAUAUACAAAAUAUAUAAAAUAAAUAUAAAAAAAUAUAAAAAAAUAUACAAAAAUUAUAAAAUAAAAAUAUAAAAAAAUAUAAAAGAUAUUAAAGAAAAUAUAAAUAAUCUAAUUGAAGAAUAUUUAAUAACAAUUUGCAGUUAUAAAAAAAUUGUAAUGCGCAGCGAUUUUGCUAAAAAUGCCGCUAAGAAAUGCUAAGCCGCCAAAGCUUGCCUGUAAAAAUCACUGAAUAUAUCUCAAAUAAUCGCAUGAAAAUAUUCAAAAACACAAAUUGUGGAAAAAUAUUAUGAAAAAGUAAGCAACAUAUUGUGUAAAAAAUACUGUAACGCAGAUUGGACGCUAUUUUUACACCCUGUAUAAGCAUGAUUAGCGUAAGAUUACAAGUACAAACAGCAAACACGAAAUAUAGAAGAAAGUAGUAAAGAGCAAACAAACGCUAAACAAUGCAUGGAAAGCAAACAGUAAAAAUAUUAUAUUAAAAAUUUAGAUUAAUGGUCACGUGAUUUUAUUUUAUUUUUCAAAUUUGCUUUUAUCAGUGAUCUGCUCAUUUUCAGGGUCAGAGCUUUUAUUUGAUUUCAUUAGCAGUAAAUUUUACGAUACUGAUUUGAUUAAAAAAAAAUUUUUUAAAAAAUUAUUUAUUUACAUAUUUUAUUUUCGAGACAGACCAUAAAAAAUAAAUAUAAUUAAUUAUUAUAAAAAAAUAUUUAUUUUAUGAAAAAAAAACAAUAAGACCAAAGGAAGAUUACAAAAAAAUCAUUUUUUUUUUACAUUAUAUCACAGCCACGAUAUUUAAUAUUUCCGCAAUUCGAAAAUUAUUGUUGAACUUCGAAAUUUCGAUAGCAUAUUUUUGAUAUUUCGAAAAUUGAAAACAGUUGACAUCAUAUAUGAUAAACAAGUUUUCAAUUCAAGAGAAUAUAUUUCGAAUAUCAGAACAAAAUUAUUUUCGGUAAUCUGAUUCGUACAUACAUAUGUGACCUGGUCUACGGAAAGGGGGCUUAGGUGUCAAAAAAUCAAUUUUCACUUUUUAGUUGAUUCGGAUGGAGGAUGAGAUGCUUUUUCACAUGAUAGAAUCCAAAAAAAAAAAAAAUUUUGACACCUAAGCCCCCUUUCCGUAGACCAGGUCACAUAUAUUAAGAAGUUUACAAAAUUUCGAAAUUCUUCAAGCACAUUUACUGUGAUCCAAUCAAACAAUUCGAAAACUACCCAAAAUAUAUGUGAGUUUCGAACCAUUUUCUACUGAAAAUUUCGAAUAAAAUGUUUUCCAAUAUGAAAUUUCAUUUAUUUUUGUAUUGUUCGAAAAUCAAUUAGUUAAAACAUGUAAAGUUUUUGAACUUCGAAUACAAAAUUUGGGAGUAUAAUUUUUCAAAUUAUUUCAUAGAAAUUGAAAAUUUUUUUUGAGAUAUCAAAUCACUGAGAUUAGUAAAUCCAUUUCAUAUCCAUUCAUACAAUUCGGUUUUGGAUUUCUAUUAUAGAUUUCAUAAAUUAAGGGGGGGGGGUAAGGUUUGACAACUUUUUUCCAUUUUUUUUUCUGAACCAUCAACAUCUCAAGAAUAUUGUGUUAAAGUUUUAGGUCAUUCGGAGAAAAACUAACGAAGUUACAGCAGGUUGAAUAACGGUACCUCUAACUUGCAUUUGCGCGCCUUCCAGCUACCUGCGCUGAGUGUACAAAACUUUGCGUCGAUUUUCCCAAAUAUGUCAUUUUUAAAGUCGGUAACCAGCCUACAGAAAAUCUACUGCAUCGAUCGUUUUGAAAUUUUGAACAAAUAUUCUACAUAUAUAUAGCUCUCGAGGUCGAGUUUUUCCAAAAAUUUUAAUUGCUAACAAUUUUACAAUAACAAAUAGGUCGAUUUUUUCGUCGAAAAUCGUCAUUUUGGCUUGAAAAUGGUACCAAAAAUUUAAAAAUUAAAAAAAACUCGACGUCAAUUGAAAGAUAUACUAAUAAACUAAGGAAAGCAUUUUGAUUUUUUGGUUUCGGAUGAUCCAGUAAUGCUGUAGGCUGGUCACCGCAGAAAAACUUCUUUUCGAGGUGCCUGCAGAGAUCGACGAUAAAUCCGUCAUUCCUCGUUAUUUUUCGAUAAAACUUUUUUUAAGUAUCCUUCAAAUGUUGUACUUUCAUAUAAUAAUAAGUAAAAUAAACCUACAGCAAUAAUUUUUUCUAAAACAAUUCAUGAAAAAAGGUCUUUUUUCGACGAAAAAACCUUAUACCUAAUAGAUAUAGUUCAAGACAUUAAAAUAGUACUGGACCGAGUGAGUUUUUUCUAAUUCCGUUGAUUUAAGCACUGUUCUAAUAUUUUUAUUAAUUUCGUAAUUUUAUUUUUUAUAUUUUAUAAUAUUAAAAUAUUAUGAUUUUUAAUUAAAAAAUUAUUUAAAAUUUUUUGAUAGCAGUUAUACCAUUUAUUGGACGAAAGUUUGGUUUGCAUAUGCACUUCCAAAAUAUAAAAUGCAUAUUAAAAAAUUAAAAAAAAUAAUAUUCAAAAAUAUAUUUGAUAUAUAUAAUAAAAAUAUGUAUAAUAUAUAUUUAUAUAUCAAUGCAUAUAACCACUACACAUACAUUGUAUAAUUCAAAAGAAAAAUGUAUAAUAAAACAAUAGGAAAAAUACUUAAGUAUCUAAUACCAGACAAUGUAAGGCAUUGUAGCUAUUAAAUAAAUAAAAUUAAUAUAAAUUAUUCAAAUAUUUAUUAUUUUGAAAAAAAAAAUAAUAAUUAAUUAAUAAUAUGAAAAAUUAAAAAAAAAAAUAUUAUAAAUAAUUAAAAAAAUAAAUAAAAAUAAAAAUAAAAAUAAGUAUUAAAGACAUUAAUACCGCACAUCAGGAAAUUAAUCUCAAGCUGUAUACAAAUUAAAAGAAAAACAACAAAAAUUGUCUACAUAAGAAACAGAAAUUAGCGCUGCUUCCAAAGGCAAAAUA
Zeugodacus cucurbitae (melon fly) is the source of this 15872-nucleotide messenger RNA. RefSeq lists its product as uncharacterized. The record is from RefSeq and is a predicted model, not a curated record. The coding region runs from base 3945 to 10871 and encodes 2308 amino acids. Gene Ontology annotation, molecular function: DNA-binding transcription factor activity, RNA polymerase II-specific; RNA polymerase II cis-regulatory region sequence-specific DNA binding. Gene Ontology annotation, biological process: regulation of DNA-templated transcription. The transcript is spliced from 8 exons. NCBI's taxonomy places the organism in Eukaryota, Metazoa, Arthropoda, Insecta, Diptera, Tephritidae.